Molecule: messenger RNA, 2259 nt
Organism: Micropterus salmoides (largemouth bass)
Lineage: Eukaryota; Metazoa; Chordata; Actinopteri; Centrarchiformes; Centrarchidae
Exons: 8
Biological process (GO): binding of sperm to zona pellucida; egg coat formation; positive regulation of acrosome reaction
Cellular component (GO): extracellular matrix
Molecular function (GO): acrosin binding
Source: RefSeq, a predicted model, not a curated record
AAUAUUUAUCCUGCUAAAACUUCAGUUGCACACAGUUGUAUUUGCUGUGGUUCUGCUUAUUAGAUAUUGUAUUUCAAGAGUGUUGUUUCCAUCACACCAGCGCUGCAAGCUGUUGUUGGAUCCCAACGCAAAACUGGGUUCGUAAUUUGAGACUUAUGACUUAUGUGGAUUUGGGAACAAGAUCUGACACUGGAAAACCAAACCAAUCACCAGAAGUUGCCAUUCUCCCUUUUCUACGAGUUCCUCAGAACUGCCCACGGACAUACAAGCUGAUGUCCUUUGAUCCUGAUGGUGACAAAGUUCGAUGCAGAUAUGGAAAUAUCAUAGGUACUGAGUGCAGCUCGUGCAACCAACCUUCAGGCUUCGACUUGGAUCAGGGCUCUUGCACAUUACACUACCGAUACUCUUAUGCCGACGCCAGAGCGUAUGGAUUUGAGUUGGUGGUGGAGGACUUCCCACAAGGGCGCAUCUCUCUGGCCUACACUGAUGGAUCCAGAUCCUCCAGGGAUCCACUGAGAAAGAGACAAGCUACAACCGCAGCACCAACCACAAUCCCUACAACAGCAGAACUGACCUAUGACCCAUGGUGGUGGUUUUUUUCCACAACAACCCCAACCACAACCACUGAAGUAACCACAGGACAAAUUACAACAACAGAACCGACCUAUGACCCAUGGUGGUGGUUUUUUUCCACAACAACCCCAACCACAACCACUGAAGCAACCACAGGACAAAUUACAACAACAGAACCGACCUAUGACCCAUGGUGGUGGUUUUUUUCCACAACAACCCCAACCCCAACCACUGAAGCAACCACAGGACAAAUUACAACAACAGAACCGACCUAUGACCCAUGGUGGUGGUUUUUUUCCACAACAACCCCAACCCCAACCACUGAAGUAACCACAGGACAAAUUACAACAGCAGAACCGACCGAUUACCCAUGGUGGUGGUUUUUUCCCACAACAACCCCAACCCCAACCACUGAAGUAACCACAGGACAAAUUACAACAGCAGAACCGACCGAUUACCCAUGGUGGUGGUUUUUUCCCACAACAACCCCAACCCCAACCACUGAAGUAACCACAGGACAAAUUACAACAGCAGAACCGACCGAUUACCCAUGGUGGUGGUUUUUUCCCACAACAACCCCAGUAACAACUACAAUCGCAGAACCGACAUAUGACCCAUGGUGGUGGUUUGGUUCAACAACAACCCCAACCACUGCAACCACAGGACAAAUUACAACAGCAGAACCGACAUAUGACCCAUGGGAGUGGUUUUUUUCCACAACAACCCCAACCACUGAAGCAACUACCACUCUGCGAUACACUAGCAGCAGGACACACCUGCACUCCACCACUCCUCCUCUCAGUAAACUACCAUUGCAAUUCUCUGUACUUGUGGACCCACCUGCUCCUUCAUGUCAGGAGGGACUCUUCUUGCCAAAGUUUGUGAACCCAACACCUGAAAAUGGAGCACACAUCCAAGCAGAGGUCAACAAAGAGGUGGAGAUCAGAGUCAAAGCACAAGCUGCAUAUGCAACAAUACGUGAUAUCAUCAUCAGUGGGCCACUGAAUAUCCAAAAGCACAGGACCACACAUGAUGAGUUUGUCAUUAGGUGGACGCCAACUCCAGAUGACCUGGGAGCUCAUUACCCCAUCUGCUUUGCUGUUGAGUCAGUGACAGGGGCUGACAUCUAUCAGUCUGAGAUGAGGUGUGUUCUGGUGGACAUUGUGGCGACGCAAGUUGUAGCCAAUGUGAUCUGCAGUCAGUCCACAAUGACAGUAGAGGUUGAGAAAUCUUCAUUCUCUGGACUCAAUGAGGAUCAUUUGCGGCUCAGUGACCCCACCAACACCGUCUGCAGCCUCCGCACACACUCCAACAGCACUCACAUCAUCGCUGUCAUCCCCCUCAAUGCUUGCGGCACUCAGAUCGAGGAAGAUGAUGACAACCUCAUUUUUAAGAAUGAAAUCACCGCGGUCGACAACACAGAAGACCUGAUCACCAGGAAACACCUGCUGGAAGUUCAGUUCUACUGCCAGUACCCCAAACGGGGGAACGUGACACUUGGCUACACAGCACACAGGAAAAGUAUCACAGUGUGGGAGAAAGGCUUUGGUACUUUCACUUACCAGUUUGAGUUCUUUCCUGAUAACCAAUUCCAAACCAUGAUUGAUCCAAAUUCAUACCCUCUGGAGUACGACGUAGGGAGCAGGAUCUACAUGCAGAUAGAUGCCACUUCAGCCAACAACACGA